Molecule: messenger RNA, 1077 nt
Organism: Exserohilum turcica Et28A
Lineage: Eukaryota; Fungi; Ascomycota; Dothideomycetes; Pleosporales; Pleosporaceae
Exons: 3
Coding region: 1-1077 (358 amino acids)
Source: RefSeq, a predicted model, not a curated record
AUGCGCAACGCUCUUCUUGUUGCUUCCGCUCUUAGCGGUUUGGCUGCCGCCCUCCCCCAGAAUAUCAACAUUGCGGCUGCAAAGGCCGUUCCUACACCCUCCCUCCUGGGCCCUGCGCCGACUCUGCCUCCCAACGCCCCCGUCAACUACAACCAGGCCUCUGCUGUUGACAAGGCCAAGGACGAUGUUGCUUCCGGUGCCGUUAAGCCCAGCAACAAGCGGGACACCUCUUCUUGCCCCGCCCAGCCUGUAGGUGCUGCGCCUGCUACCGGUGACUACUCAGUUGGGGCCUUCCAAAACCCCAGCAACGCCCUCAUGGCAAUUGCUUCGGCAGCAACAGCUCCUAGCGGCUACGUCGAAAACUUCAAAGCCAAAUCCGGAGCCACCCAGCAGAUCGGUUACUUGACCUACAAGAUUCUCCCGGGAACCACCUACGACGUUGGCGCAUGUGCCGCCUUUUGCGACAGCGAGAAGUUUUGUCUUGGCUUCAACAUCUACUACGAACGUGAUGGCACUGUUCAGCCUACCUCGGACUGCCCGAACCCUGCCCCCCAGACCAACAUCAAGUGCUCCCUCUUCGGAUACCCUGUUUCUGCCGCAACUGCCACCAACAGUGGCCAGUGGCAGGAGCAGUUCCAGGUUGUCAUCACUGGCAGCAACGAAUCAGGAUACUCCAAGUCCUCAUGCACACAACCCCCCACACUCUCUGGCUACAGCGUACAGAGCCUUCCUGCUGCUGUCAACGCUCCCGAUGUUAGCACCUACAACGGCAUGCGUCUCUUCAAUACCAACCCCUUUGAUCCUAGCCUUUGCGCUGCUGCCUGUGAGGCUCAGACCGCCUUCGACAAAGAGCACCUUGUCUCCAAUGGCAGGUACACUCCUUGCAACUACUUCACCUCCUAUAUCUUGACCGACAACGGCGUCCCCCUCGGAACCUACUGUGCUCUCUACUCUGUCCCCAUUGACAGCCAGUACGCCGUCAACUCCGGCUACACCAGCGGCAGUGACACAUUCAACGUUGUCUGCACUGCCGCAUACACCGCCACCACCCAGGACAGCGGCAUCGUCAGCCAAUAG